Molecule: messenger RNA, 2085 nt
Organism: Lagenorhynchus albirostris (white-beaked dolphin)
Lineage: Eukaryota; Metazoa; Chordata; Mammalia; Artiodactyla; Delphinidae
Gene: SF3A2
Product: splicing factor 3a subunit 2
Exons: 9
Coding region: 568-1962 (464 amino acids)
Biological process (GO): spliceosomal complex assembly
Cellular component (GO): nucleus; U2 snRNP; U2-type prespliceosome
Molecular function (GO): zinc ion binding; nucleic acid binding
Source: RefSeq, a predicted model, not a curated record
CUGCGCGCUCCCGGGCCGCCCAGCCUGUCCUACACCGGCGAGUGGCAGAAACGUCCCGGGGGCCGCCGGGGCCGAGUAGAGCCUUCGUGGGGCGCACAGAGCAGUAGGCAAGAUGGACGGUUGUCACGUAACCAAGCAACAAGGUGGACCCGGGGUGGAAACGAUAAAGCACCCCCACGACCUAUAGCGCCCAGUACUCAAGGGAACAGGCGGACGGGAGUGGGAGACGAGAAGCAACUCGCUAUCCCGCGAGAACUGGCUCCGCGCGAGUUUGGCCGACGAUAAGCACAGUGAGAGCCGGUGCGCACGCGCGCUUCGGCUUCCGGCCUGCACUCCUGCUGCCCGCAGUCCUCCAGCCUCCGAAGCGUCUAGCCCGCGCCGCUGGGCGGGCCGGGCAUGCGCACACGGAAGAACCCCGCCCCGCUUGCCCUCGGAAGUGCUUCCUUAGCCCGCGGCGCGCAUGUGCAGAACGAAGUCGGCGCGGCGGCAGAGGUGGUGGCCGAACAGGCGACGGCGGUGCGGCCGCGGGUUUCCUCUCUGGUCUGGUAGAGCCCCAAGGUCCUCACCAUGGACUUCCAGCAUCGCCCCGGAGGCAAGACCGGGAGUGGGGGCGUGGCCUCCUCCUCUGAGAGCAACCGGGACCGUAGGGAGCGCCUCCGGCAGCUGGCCCUGGAAACCAUCGACAUCAACAAGGACCCCUACUUCAUGAAGAACCAUCUGGGCUCCUACGAGUGCAAGCUGUGCCUGACGCUGCACAACAACGAGGGGAGUUACCUCGCGCACACCCAAGGGAAAAAGCAUCAGACCAACUUGGCCCGGCGAGCAGCCAAGGAGGCCAAGGAGGCCCCCGCCCAGCCGGCGCCAGAGAAGGUCAAGGUGGAGGUGAAGAAGUUCGUGAAGAUCGGCCGCCCGGGCUACAAAGUGACCAAGCAGAGGGACACGGAGAUGGGUCAGCAGAGCCUCCUCUUCCAGAUCGACUACCCCGAGAUUGCCGAGGGCAUCAUGCCCCGCCACCGUUUCAUGUCCGCCUACGAGCAGAGGAUCGAGCCUCCGGACCGGCGCUGGCAGUACCUGCUCAUGGCCGCCGAGCCCUACGAGACCAUUGCCUUCAAGGUGCCAAGCAGGGAGAUUGACAAGGCUGAAGGCAAGUUUUGGACUCACUGGAACCGGGAAACUAAGCAGUUUUUCCUCCAGUUCCACUUUAAGAUGGAGAAGCCACCGGCCCCGCCGAGCCUCCCUGCAGGGCCUCCUGGGGUGAAGCGGCCCCCACCCCCGCUGAUGAAUGGUUUGCCCCCUCGGCCACCACUGCCCGAGUCAUUGCCCCCGCCCCCGCCAGGAGGCCUGCCCCUGCCCCCCAUGCCGCCCAGUGGGCCUGCGUCCUCGGGGCCUCCGGGCCCUCCUCAGCUGCCCCCACCGGCUCCCGGUGUCCACCCCCCAGCACCAGUGGUCCACCCCCCAGCAUCUGGAGUGCACCCCCCAGCUCCUGGGGUCCACCCACCGGCACCAGUGGUCCACCCACCAGCAUCUGGGGUCCACCCCCCUGCUCCGGGGGUCCAUCCCCCAGCCCCAGGGGUCCACCCUCCAGCACCAGGGGUCCACCCUCCAGCCCCCGGGGUCCAUCCUCCCCCAUCUGCUGGGGUUCACCCCCAGGCCCCAGGGGUGCACCCACCAGCUCCUGCAGUUCACCCCCAGGCCCCGGGGGUCCAUCCUCCAGCUCCCGGGGUCCACCCCCCAGCCCCAGGGAUCCACCCCCAGCCUCCUGGGGUCCACCCCCCACCUCCUGGGGUCCACCCAUCAGCUCCUGGGGUCCAUCCUCCAGCUCCUGGGGUCCAUCCCCAGCCUCCUGGAGUUCACCCCUCAAAUCCCGGGGUGCAUCCCCCAACUCCCAUGCCUCCGAUGCUGAGGCCCCCGCUGCCCUCCGAAGGCCCUGGGAACAUUCCUCCCCCUCCCCCCACCAACUGAAAAGCCACCCCUGUCCCAGCAAGUCUGGCCUUGUUUUCCUGUGUUCCCCCCCGCAGAGUGAAGUUGAGUUUUUUGUACAGGGCUGGGCCGUGUUCCCAGAGCCCAUUAAAGAGUCUCUGCUAA